AUAGAAAGCGGAGAUCGAAUUUGGAUUAUUGACCGGGCGGCGGCGGGGAGGUGUGUGUGCAGCUGGUUCAGUUCAGGAUCGAUGUUGCAGGUUCCAGGUUUAUGCAAGGAUGGGACGGGACCUGAAGGCUAUGGCUAUUUGGGCGGCCAAUUAGUGUGCGACAAGGACGACAUUUACGGACAUUGGUCGCCAAAGGGAAGGACUGCAGGCUGGAUGGUGUUAUGCAGGGAGGCGCCCGAGGGUGAG
Molecule: messenger RNA, 246 nt
Organism: Neurospora tetraspora
Lineage: Eukaryota; Fungi; Ascomycota; Sordariomycetes; Sordariales; Sordariaceae
Exons: 1
Source: RefSeq, a predicted model, not a curated record